Messenger RNA from Ceutorhynchus assimilis (cabbage seed weevil), 2151 nucleotides. Lineage: Eukaryota; Metazoa; Arthropoda; Insecta; Coleoptera; Curculionidae. The record is from the annotation of a GenBank genome assembly.
GCAAAAAUAAAUACGAAGAAAUACGAGAAACUCACUUAUUAUUUGGACAUGAAAUGCGGAAAAGCAGAGAAGAUUUUAAAGGAGGUUCGCUUACAUAUACUUUGAUUUCAACCCCAAUGAGAUUGGUUUCAAUAUUGGAUAUUUUAGGCUUCCACUCAGGACAAAUUUGGAAAAUUUCAAUUCCUCUACAGUUGGUUCUUGUUUCUGGAUAAAGCCAGGAAACUUACAGAUAUUUCGACCAUAUUUGAGAAACUUAAAACACGAAUGGAUAUGGAUGUGAAAGUUUUUCACCAGGAUGUCCAAAACAAUUCUUUUGAAAUUUAUGAAAUUUUUAAUCCAGGAAUCAAUGUUGGUGUUCAAAUACGUUAUAUUGGUAAAUUAAUCAAUGGAGACAUUAUAAUGAAUGAUAAUAAGUCUUACUAUGAGGCAAGGAAAAAUAUGUCUGGAGUCCUUGUUCGUUCAGCUAAUGUGAUAAGAUAUCCAUUCAAGACAUCCUUCCACGACUACAUGGUAGACACAAAACUAAUGAAAUACGACAUCUACAGCAAAUUCCAUUAUCAGCUAUUCCUCGGACUCGGCGAGAUUCACGGAUUCGACUACAAUACAACAUUGCCAUUUUCCUGGUUCGGAAACACUUCUAGCGGAGAAGAUGGAGGUCUGGCCAAAAUGCUAUGGGACGACACCAUAGACAUAAGCAGCGCUGGUUGUAUUAUGAGGCUUUUGGGCACUGAGCGGCUGGAUUUUUACGAUUUUAUAAUGCCCUAUUACAAAUUCAGGUCUUGUUUCUAUUUCCGCAAUCCCGGUUUCGUGAAACCGAAUUUCAACGAAGUACUAAAACCGUUCGCAAAAGAAUCCUGGCUGGUCACCCUAUACGUCACCGGAAUAGUGUGCGUGUGUAUCGAAAUUGCUUAUUACGUCGAACGUAGAAACAAUGUUGGCAACAAUCGCUGGUAUCGGUCAGUGUUUGUCGUCAUCGCUGCUUUUUCGCAACAAGGUCUAGACACAAUCCCCAAUCAAAUGCCGAGCCGCAUUAUAUUACUGUACCUUUUAAUUUGCUCAUUACUGCUCUACAAUUAUUACACGUCUAGUUUGGUGUCGUCGCUGAUCAGCACUGAGCCGGAAGUUUUCAAAACGGUUAAGGAACUUCUAGAAAGUAAACUGAAAGUUGGCAUAGAGUUCCAACCAUAUACAAUAACUUAUAUGCAAAAUAGAGUUAAAGAAGAUCAUUAUUUGGAUCUGCUCAACAAAACAAAAAUCUACGAAAGCGACACGCCAAAUAUUUUUACAGCCGAAGAAGGUAUAAAGAAGGUCCAUCAAGGUGAUUUUGCAUUUCAUGCCGAGUCCAUUACUGCUUACCCUAUCAUAGGAGAUACUUUUGCUCAGGACGCCAUUUGUGAUUUGGCUGAAAUCGUUCUGAUUAACAGCGAUACUUCAUUAAUGGCUCAGAAAAAGAGUCAGUAUAAGAAGCUAUUUCAAAUCAGCCUUAGGAAGAUGUGGCAGAGUGGCAUAAUAAGAAAAUUGCAUAAAACUUGGGUGACAGCCAAGCCGGAGUGUUUAUCCAGUGCCAGAGUCAUUUCAGUAACUAUAAACGACAUGUUUAUGCCCUAUUUUUUGCUUGCGAUGGGCGUAUUGCUGGCUUUAUUAAUACUAUUGGCUGAAACUGUUUGGAAGAAAUUCAGAUUUAGGAUCAGACGGAUUUUUCAGAACGAUGAUUUUCCUAUUAUCUAUGUUAAUUGAGCAAUUACUUAGUUUGAUAAAUAUAAGUGUUCCUAUUUAGUUUCAUUAGCAAUAUGUAUAAUAGCCACAUAAUUAGGUAUUUACCAAAUGAAGCAAAACUUUCUACACUGAAACAGUUUAAAAGAGGAGUUCAAAAGAUUUUGGAUGGAUGAAACUGCUCUCCCAAACUCAAGUAAAUAGUUCGGAAAAAUCUUCUCAAUGUUUAUAUUGUUGGAUCAACUGAUAUUCAUAUCAGUGAAACAAAAAAUUUAAUAAAUUCAACUUUGAUUAUCAGCCUAUACUUUGCUAAUUUAUAUCGCAGAUAUGGAUGACUGAAUGUGUUUAUAAUAGUUUUUAUAUGUCAGAUAAACAGAUGAGGAAUCGUUUACUCAAGAAAGGGUUUGUAAUUCUUUGUCUUGAUGUUGAGUCAGUUCG